AGGGAGGGGGGUGUGCAAGUUGGGUUUGAAUCGGGAGAGUGCGCUCGAACAACAAGUGCUUCAGAAUAACAAGUUGCGGCGAAGAGAGACAAGUAUUUUGUUUAUUUAUGUAUUUAUUUUUCUCUUCGAAGCGCUUCUGCUUAAAAAAAACAGGACAAAAUAAAGUGCAUGUUUUUAUUUUGACGGACUUGAAGAAAACGGCCGUUCGGUACGCGUCGAGGCUAAUUAGUUAAUUCGGUUCACCCGGUGCUCCCGCGCAAGUUGCGGGAACACCAGGUGGACUUUGCCGGCCAGGUGCACGGCGACUCCGCGAGAAGCGAAAAAAAAAACUCGGCGUUGCAUUCGAACCUUCAGCUUGAGCGUGGAGCAUGUACAGCAUGAUGGAACACGAGUUGAAGCCCGGCGGGCAGCCGGUGCACCACGCGGCGCAGGGGAUGUCACCGGCCCCUCCGGGCAGCAUGACUCCGGGCAAUGGCCUGCCUCACCCGGGCUCCAAAAGCGCCCUGCAGGCCCCCGGCGGGGGCGACCCCAUGGACAAAGUCAAGCGACCCAUGAACGCCUUCAUGGUGUGGUCCCGCGGCCAAAGGCGCAAGAUGGCCCAAGAGAACCCCAAAAUGCACAACUCCGAGAUCAGUAAGCGUCUGGGCGCCGAGUGGAAGCUGUUGAGCGACGCCGAGAAGCGGCCGUUCAUCGAUGAGGCCAAGCGGCUGCGGGCCGUGCACAUGAAGGAGUACCCGGACUACAAGUACAAGCCCCGGCGCAAGAGCAAACCAGCGCUCAAGAAGGACGCGGUGCAGGUGCCCAAGUACCCGCUGGCCGCCGGCAACUUACUCGUGACGCAAGGGCAGGGAGCCAGCCCCAGGAUGGAGAGCUACGCCUGGGGGCCCGCAGGCGGCUACCCGGGCAUGCAGGGCGAGGCGCUCAGCUACACGCAGCAGCUGCACCGGUACGACCUGUCGGCCCUCCAGUACCCCCCCGCCAUGACCGCCGCCCAGACUUACAUGAACGGAAACAACUCGUACAGCCCGAUGUCGUACAGCAGCAGCCCCCAGCAGCCCAGCCCGGUCCCCAUGUCCAUGGUGAAAGCAGAACCCAUGUCCCACUCGCCCCCGACACCCACCCAUCACCGGGGCCCCCUGCAGGGUGACCUGCGGGAUAUGAUCAGCAUGUACAUCCCGGGGGGCGGUGAUGGCAACGACCCGGCGGGGGGAGCUGCUCCCAGGGGCUACGGCGGCGUCCAGCAGCACUACCUCACCGGCACCGUACCCCUAACACACAUCUAGUUGAACGGCACGGGACAAUCUGCACUCACAGCCAAUGCCGCUCCUUCGGGUGUAUUCAUUCUGCAUUGUACAUUGUUUUUAAUACUCUUUUAGUUUUUCUCUUUUUAAAAAAAUACAAAUUAGAUGAGUUUGCAAAUGCUGCAUUUUGAGUAGCUUUAUGUCACGGGCGGUGAAGCACUUUUCUCGCCACCCCUCGCCCCCUACGCCUGUUUUAGAUUUCAUGUGUAAAGACGAUGUAUCCUGCUAAUUUUGCUGUUCAACCUCGCCUAUGUACCCACUGAGUCGCUUUCCAAACCAGUCACGCCCAACCGCGCUGGAAUUUUACUUUACUUUUGACUUUUUUUCCACGCAAGUGAAAUUUGAUCACUUGGUUGUGAAUCAUUGUUGUAAACCCAACAAGCAUGUUUUUUUUUUUAAGUUGGUUCCCCUCAAACCAGUGGCUACCAUAAACACAUGCAUGUUUGUAUAUACUGUACAGUACGUAGAUGCUGCUAUGGACCUAAAUUUGGUUUACAUCUCCAUCCAUUACUAAUGAUAGUAUUGGCCCGAAUAUAAGACGGCCCUGAUUAUAAGACAAA
Messenger RNA from Hippocampus zosterae (dwarf seahorse), 1861 nucleotides. Its product is annotated as transcription factor Sox-19a-like. Gene Ontology annotation, biological process: anatomical structure morphogenesis; regulation of DNA-templated transcription; cell differentiation. The transcript is spliced from 2 exons. Lineage: Eukaryota; Metazoa; Chordata; Actinopteri; Syngnathiformes; Syngnathidae. The coding region runs from base 369 to 1283 and encodes 304 amino acids. Gene Ontology annotation, molecular function: DNA-binding transcription factor activity, RNA polymerase II-specific; RNA polymerase II cis-regulatory region sequence-specific DNA binding. The record is from RefSeq and is a predicted model, not a curated record.